CUCACGCGAUUUCUCAUGUUCCAUUUCUGUUAUUAUUACGCAUGAGUGUGACGUAUAACAUUAUAAAGCGACGUCUACAAUGAGACUUUAAGAGGCGUAGAUUUAGAAAUUGACCAAUCGCAAUCGAUUAUUCUUCUAUAAAUUGAUUAUGAUUGGCCAAUUUCUUAAGCCUUACGUCUUAAAAUCUCGUUGUAGACGCCGCUUAAGUGAUAGUGUUUGUUUGGUUAAGGAUAGAUAGAUCAAUCUUCUUCUUUUCUUUGAAGGACAAUUUCAGCGAGAUCGUCUUUUCAAAUUUGUCGUUAUAACACAUUUCCAACAUGAUAAAGCAUAAAUUACCGAAAGAUUGGAUUGUUGUUAAUUCUAAAAGUCAUCCGGACAGAAUAUAUUACUUCAAUGUGAAAACAAAUAAGUCUUCGUGGACUCAGCCAACAUUGGAUUCAGCUAACGACACUGAUGAGACAUUGCCAGCAAAAAAAACGUAAAAUUGACGAAGGAAAGGCACAUUGCAGUGCUAUAACACCUGAACACAGUAUUGAGAAAGGAAAAUCAAUCUCUCAUGAAUCAAAUGACAAAGUUGUAGAAACACCACAGAUGAAAUUAAUUAGAGCAAAAAUGCUGCAAAGAGUAUCUGCCAAAAAUAAAUCUUCUGUCUUAUCAUCAGAUGUGUUGAAUGUAAAGUUGGCAAGAAAAAACUCUUCCUCAAAAUUAAAGGAUAGCAAAUCAGUAUCAAAGGAUGAUGAGUCAGUAUCUCAAAAUAAAAAAGAUAAAGAAACACCACAAAUGCGUUUUUUUUAUGAAAAAAUUCAGUGGAAAAAGAAAAAUUUACCUAUUUCAAAUAAAAAUCUAUUAUCAAAGCAAAAUGUUAAACAGCAAGAUUCAAACAUCACAAGUCAAAAAGCAAUGAAGACAUGGGAAAAAGAUGUACGACGCCGAGAAAAUAUUGAUCGGAAUAAGAACAAUAUUGAGUGCCAUGUUUCAAAAGGAAGAGAACAGAAGUCUUUCUUAAAGAAAAAUUUGGCCAUGGAACGUAUGCACAAAUUAAGAAGGAAUAUGAAUUUUGACAAGGAAAAAUUAAAAGAAAUAUGUCAUUCUAAUUUGGUCAUCACAAAACCUCCACAAAAAUCUAGUAAAAGUUCAUCCAAUAUAUCUGGUAAUGACAGUUUAGGAACAUCUUGUCUUUAUAGAAAUGUUGAAUUUAGACUUAAAAGAUUACAUAAUAGAAUUAUAAAAAAUACAAUAUGUGAAAAAAAUGUAUUAAAUGAUGAGAAAUCACAAGAUCGACAAGACAGCAGACCAAAUAUUGAUAAUACAACAAAAGAUAAAUUAUUAAAACAAGCUAAACAAGAAAUUUUAGAUGAAGAAAUGGAUUGGGAACCAAUAAAGGAUGAGCAAAUUGCACUGGAGGUGGAAGUUGCCAGAACACAACUCAAUGGUAGAGGAAAUCCAAAUGAAAAGAAUUAUAUAUUGGAUAAUAAUAAUAUAGAAUUGACACAAUCUAAUAAAAUGGAAUUACAAAAAAGUCCACUUUACAUUGUUGUAGACACAAAUGUAUUCUUGUCGAAUCUCGAAGUUAUAGAAGAAGUAAGAGAUGCGACAUUUAAAAAUUACCCGCGUCCUUUUAUUGUGAUACCAUGGACAGUUAUAUGUGAAUUAGAUUAUUUUAAGGAUAACAAAUCUAAAUGUGAAUUAUCGACAAGAGCCAGGAAAGCUAUAAGCUUCAUCCAUGAUCAAUUUUCUUCUAAACAUCCUCGUAUCAUAGGACAAACGCGAGAACAAGCGGCAAAAAAUAAGGAAGACUUUUCUUUGAAUUGUCCAGAUGAUGAAAUUUUACAAUGUUGUUUACAGAUUUGUCAGUUACAAAAAUCAGUGGUACUGUUAUCAUAUGAUAAAAAUCUUUGUACUAAAGCCAUGAUAUAUAAUAUAUUGUCAUUAGGGCGUGAAGAUCCUCUUGAAAAAAUAGACUUUUUUAAUGUUAAUAAUACAGUAACCAAUGAUUUGAAUGGUCCUAUUAAAAACUCUAUCUUUACUGAAGAGUUACGCUUAACAGAUGAUAUUUUUGAAAAUAUAAAGACGAUUAUGAAAAAUUUCUUGUCAACAAUUGUAACAAAACAAAUGUCGGAAAUUUAUGGAGAGGAAGAGUGGAAGAUAUAUGUUAUUAUAAAGCCACCUUGGACCAUAGUAACUGUGUUAAAGUGCGCUAUAAAACACUGGAUUGCUGCUAUAAAUGAAUCGUUUCAAAGAUGUGCUGAAUAUGUAUUGAAAGAAUUACUUGACGCUUUUGUACAUUUGCCAGUUGGUGGCAGGAAAUUGCAAGAUGUAGAAUAUAUUCUAGAAAAAUGUAGCUAUUUGGUACAAAUGGUUAAUAUGGAUAAGUACAGUGAUCUAAUGACGCAAACGUUCAAUGAUAUUACGGAAUUGAAGAAGAAAUGUAUGAAGUGUAUUGCUGAUAUUGAUUUGAAAAAAUUACAUGACAAAAUAGGUAUCGUGGAAAAUGAUCAGGAACAAGAAAUGAGAGCGGGAAAGGCGUUUCAAUGUUUCCAGCAUAUCUAUAAUUAUGCACGUGAUUUCUGUGGCUUGGCAUGCAGCAAUGCAGGAACGGUACUUUCUUUUACUUUUAAAUCUAUCGAGCCACCGUUAUCAAAUGCACUUGUCCAAACUUUGCAACCGGAAAUUACAAGAAAAGUGAUUGAUUUAACACAGAGUUUAAACAAAUUAUUGGUGCAGACUGAAGAUUCUAUAAAAUAUCAGACAUUACUUAAUUUGCAGCAAAAUAUGAACACAUUUUUGCUUGACGUAGAUAAAACAAUAUUUGAUGUGACACCUUUGGAUAUAUAUUAUUGUGUAAAAUUGAAAGAAGAAGCAUUAAAGACUGGAUUAAGGCAGCUUCAGGAAUUAACUUCGCAUCUUUGUGCAUUAGCAACGCGUACAUAAUUGUACUUAACUGUAUAUAUUUUGUAAAUUAUAUUCCUAGUGUUUAAGAAUAUGAAUAUUUACAAACAUGUACAUAUACAUUUAUUAACGGUAAUAAUAAUAAUGAAAAAUGUUAAGAUAAUAUCAAUUUUAUAAUUUGACUGUGAUAUUAACGGUAUCAAUGGAACUUACUAUAGCAUUUACAAUAAUCAACUAAUAAUUUUUGGAUUUUUGGAAAAAUA
This is a messenger RNA of Pogonomyrmex barbatus (red harvester ant), 3152 nucleotides long. It is a transcript of the gene Swt1, whose product is annotated as Swt1 RNA endoribonuclease. Gene Ontology annotation, molecular function: protein binding. Gene Ontology annotation, cellular component: nucleus. Lineage: Eukaryota; Metazoa; Arthropoda; Insecta; Hymenoptera; Formicidae. The record is from RefSeq and is a predicted model, not a curated record.